GCGUUGUCAGAGCUGAUAUCCAGAAGUAAAGACAAAACAUUCGCACAGUCGAGUUGUUUGGAUUUUGACAAGUGGUGAGAUUUCUUUGGUGAUAAACCACAGGUAUUGGAAAGUCUGUCAGGAUGAGUUUGAAUAAGGGUCGGCCGCAGGACAUCAAGAAGUUGAUGCAAGAGCAAAUGAAAAACAAAGCCAUUACGAAGCAAAUCGAUUCACCAUAUGCAAAAUACAAUAGCAGGGGACAACUGAUGUGUAUAGUGUGUGGUACAAUUGUAAAAAGUGCUAUAAUUUGGCAAGCACAUGUAAUCAAGCGAUCACACUUGGAAAACUUGGCAUCUCUUCAGAAAAAACAAAAACAGAUCAACUCUCAAGCAGCCAAAAGUAACCAUGCAGAUGUUAAUGUUGAUAAGAAACGACCUGCGUCGCCUCCGACUUCAGAUGCGAAGAAGGGGGCUUUUAGUUCUACAAAUGGAAAGCCAAAAGGAAAAUUAGGGUUACGGAUUACUCUUCAUCUGAAGGAAGUAGUGACGAAGAAACAAAAUAAACCUGUUCCUGAUGUAGCCAUUAAAUCAGAACCUGGGGUAGAGCAACCAGUAACUAAUGGUGUACCUGAUGGUUUCUUUGAUGAGGACAAACCUCCAAGGACUGAAGAGGAAUCAAUGUACAAAGAGAAACUGCCAAAACCUAAAGACCCGCCUAAACCCAACACUACAGAAAUUCUUCCUGAAGGGUUCUUCGAUGACCCUGUAGCAGAUGCAAAAGCUCGCAAGGUAGAAUACAAAGAUAAGGACGCAGAAGAAUGGAUGUCAUUUAUGAAGGAGGUAUCAGCAGCAGAACAGCAGAGUCGAAUGAUCAUUGAAGAAGACAAGGAGGAAGCAGCACUGACCACACAGAUUGAACAAGCCAAUGAACAGAUUGCUUGUUUAGAAAGAGUUGUUGAAUUAGACAAGAGAAAAAACACACAACUGCAAGAACGAGGAGCAGCCAAAAAAGACUCCGACAAUGAUGAAGAUUCAAGUGAUGAAGAAUUUGCACCUGUCAUAUGGAGGACAAAGAAUUCUCUCAUAUAGUCA
Molecule: messenger RNA, 1070 nt
Organism: Macrobrachium nipponense
Lineage: Eukaryota; Metazoa; Arthropoda; Malacostraca; Decapoda; Palaemonidae
Product: zinc finger protein 830-like
Exons: 8
Coding region: 123-1067 (314 amino acids)
Biological process (GO): mitotic DNA damage checkpoint signaling; mitotic DNA replication checkpoint signaling; nuclear DNA replication
Cellular component (GO): spliceosomal complex; nucleus
Molecular function (GO): nucleic acid binding; zinc ion binding
Source: RefSeq, a predicted model, not a curated record